Molecule: messenger RNA, 2271 nt
Organism: Lottia gigantea (owl limpet)
Lineage: Eukaryota; Metazoa; Mollusca; Gastropoda; Lottiidae
Exons: 10
Coding region: 1-2271 (756 amino acids)
Biological process (GO): signal transduction
Cellular component (GO): plasma membrane; nucleus
Molecular function (GO): protein binding; guanyl-nucleotide exchange factor activity
Source: RefSeq, a predicted model, not a curated record
AUGGUGAUCGAUUUAAGCGAAAGUACUCGCAAAAAAUAUACUACUUCGGGUCAAUUGAAGGUGUCAGCAUAUAUGAAUUUUGGUCUCCUGACCGUUCAUGUCGUUCAAGGAAGAAAUUUCUCAUCCAGUUGGAAGCCAUUGUGUGAUUCUUACAUAAAAAUGUCUUUGGUGCCAGAUGAAUCCAAACGUACACGAUGUAAAACAGCUUCAAUCUUAAAUACCAACAAUCCAUUGUUUGAUGAUAAAUUUUCAUUUGAGAUUUUAGAAGAAGAUCAUAAUAAAAGACUUCUGAUUUCUGUCUGGCAUAAAGAUCAAAAGAGCGGCCUCAGUGAAUUUCUUGGAUGUAUGUCUUUCGGAGUUAAACAUUUAAUGAAUCCCAAAAAAGAAGUCAAUGGAUGGUAUUACCUCCUUACAGAAGAAAUUGGCCGCAAGAAACAUUUACAAAUUACCAAAACACAGAAACCUGCCCUUAAAACCAACACUCAAUCCAACAUUCCUCAGAUUAACAAAGAUGUAAAAGGCAGUGAACCAACAACUGUAAUGAUGUACCGUGGUAAAAAUGGAUUUGGUUUCUCAGUUGUUGAAUCUUUCCCAGUAAAAGUUGGCCGAGUUGAUGGUGCUUCCCCUGCUGAAGAAGCCGGUUUAAUCCAAGGAGACACAAUUGUUAAAGUUAAUGGUCAAAACGUAUCUAGAUCUACAGCCGUGAGCGUUGCUAAACUCGUCAAACGUAGCUCCAAUAAACUAGUCCUUGAUGUUCAAAGAAUAACCGAAAAUUCCACAAAUAAUACUUACGAGAAGCCAAUCAGACACAACAACAGUCCCGAGCCAAUCUAUGAAAGCAUCAACAGCUACGCCAGUUACCCUUCCCAAGAUUUAGACUCCACAGACGGUGAUAUAUCCCGAGAAAUGAUUAGAGAUAGUGAAAUAUCUGUUGAUACUGAUAAUGCUUUCCUUGAUGAUCCUGAAGAAUUUAUGCCUACCAGCACACCUUUACCUCUUCUCUGCAAUGGCCACAGGACUGUUACCAGUGUCAAUGAACAACGUAAACAAGAAGCAGUCCAUCGUCUCCUUUCCCUGGAAUUGGAUUUCAUCGAUUUCAUGCAUGCUGGUGUCCAAAGAUAUUCCAGACCUCUUCGUCACUGCAUUCUUGCUGCCCAACAACACUCCAGCCUCUUCCAGAAUGUCGAGAAACUAGUCACCAUCUCCGAAUACCAUGUCAAACAGAUGCAAGACAACUCUCCAUCCUUCUACUCCGACGCCGACGAUACUCAAUCCAGUGAUGGUCAUUUCUUCCACGUUAUGGGUCUCAUCUACCAAUCCAAACUCCAUAUGUUAUGCCAAGCUUAUGAAAUCUAUGCCAAUGGUCUCAGCAACGCCAACGCAGUCCUAUCCGACCUCAAGAGAAAUCCAGACUUCGUUAGAUUCGUCAAAGAACCAGUCCUCACUCAAGGUGUACCCAGUAUCAGUGCUUUCAUCUACCGUCCCAUCCAACACCUCAAAGAACUCCAACAGUGCCUCCAAGAUAUCUUCAACAAUACAUCCACUGAUAGCGAAGACUUCAUUACCCUUAAGAAUGUUGUUGAAGGUCUCCAAGAAAGUGUAAACAACAUGACCAACUGCAGCACUCGAGUCCACAGCCUCAACUCUUUAUCGUCCAAAAGAAGCAAAGGUUCAGCUGGUAGUCUUGGUUCCAGUGGAAGCAGCUCCGGCUCCGGAAGCAUGAAAUACGGUUCUUCAUCCAGUGGAUCCAGCUCAUCUAACAAAGUACCCAACUCCUGUUCCAUGCAGACCGUCAGAUCUGUUGAUGCUGAAGUUAUGAAGAUCCAAGAUCGUCUGGUUUUCGAUACCAACAUCCCAGUAUUCCAACUCUGCCAGGAAGAACGUCAUCUUAUCUACCGUGGUGAUACAUUCAAAUGGGAAGGUCAACAAUGGGUUAAGAUUCAUAUGCUCCUGUUCUCCGAUGUACUCCUUCAAGUUGAAAAGGACAGAUCUGGUUUCAUGAAAGUUAUUGAAGAACCUUUGUUCCUUCGAGAAAUCUGUGGAGUUGAAGCCAACCGCAAACAUGCUACUGAAUUCUUACUUCAUACUUGUCCACGAAGCCCCUGUACCGGUCUUCCAGCACCAAGACGACUAGUUUUCUGUGCUUCAACCACCGAAGAGAAAUGCGUAUGGAAGAAUCUUUUGGAACAACGAGUCCACAAUAUCCGAGGAACCAUUACCCAAUACAGUAGCACCAGCAGUGAUAACUCCAUUUCCAGUGUUAUCGUGUAA